UUGUAACUAAAAUAAUCUAACCCCAAUUCAAUGAAAAUUAAUAAUCUUCAAUGCGAAUAAAGUGGACUUAAAUGUGAUACAAAUAUUUUUGAUCAAUGAAAAGAUGAUGAAAAGUGAAAAGUUGAAUGAAGCAGCAGCACCACCAGUGGCAGUGGAGAAAUGUAAACUUGUGGAGUGAAAUUUAAAAAAUACACCAUAUACUCGAAAGUAACUAAUGAAUGAAAUCAAUUGAGCUAUAAAAACGAAAGCGGUAACGGAUAAUUUUUUGGGAAAUGCAUGCGUAAAACAUCUGUGCUGAAGGGUCGUCGUUACUAAAGGAAUAGUGAGUGUAUAAGGUGCGUAACGGGAGAAAUGAUCACUGAUCGAUUGAUGGAUGUAUAGAGCACAACAACUUUCUUUCUUCUUUUUUUCUCUCUGUGUGAGAUGAGAUUUAAUUCGUGCUAAUUAAUUUCAAUAGUUUAAUACGGUCCCGUCGUUUUUUGCGUUCGUUAAACGGUUUCUUUUAAUUCGUAUCUGUGUUCUGUAUCUGGUUGCGUUUUAUUUUUUGUUCUCACGUGUGUGUGCGUAUUUGCAAUAACAAAAUUCGAACGAACAUAAAGUAUCGUCAUUAGUUGCCUGGUCUCUUGUCACCUGUCCACUGUCAUUGAUCGUCGGUUUGUUGUUGUUGCUGCUGGUUCUGCUGUAUUGUGAGCAGUUAUUCUCAGUCUUCGUCAGCAGUGUUUUUGUUUGUUAUCUGCUACUUGCCUUGCAGUAGUUAACAAACAAACGUCAUCGGCAAGAAUAACAAAUUUAUGUUCUCAUACAACAAUACACCCACCCCACAUAAAAAGGAAUAACCCCGUUUAAAGAGCACUACGUUACCAUACGAUCUUUAUUGAGGGGCUGUUAUUGUUGUGUUGUAUAUGUGUAUGUGUUAAUGAAUCUGCGCUGAUAGUGUUUGGUUUCAUCGAAAAGUUGUUUUUUUUUACGCUUUCUUGGCCCAUAAGCCUCUAACCACACGAUAUCUUCUUUGGAGCAAAACGACAGACAUUUGUAUGCCACUUUUAACUUUUGACAUUGUAUUCAACGUUUUGAUUAUUUCGCUAUACUUUUGUGUGGUGUAAAGUUUCGAACGGACGUAUUUGUAUGUUUCUAUAUAUUUGUGUUGUUCAUUCUUCUUAAGCGGCUUACAGCUGUUGCCACUGUGAUCAUAGCAAUAAUGCUUUGUAAAAGUGCGUUGGAGAUUUAAUUUCACGCAUUUAAUUGGAUUUUGGGAUUUCUCAUCAGGAAUUAAGAUUUUCAUUCAGUCGUACCCUAUUAUCGUAGAUUUGUUAGCUUGAAGAACAAAAGAGAAAAAAUGAUGUGAUGGCUAAAAUGGCUUCGGGGGAUCUUUCUUUAACAAGCACGAGCAGUCAAGAAGAAGAAAGCCCUGAAUAUGGUGAUUAUGAUCGGACAUUGCGACCGCCAUCUAAUUCCAGUGGCAGCACAACAGCAGGCAACAUGAACAACAACAGUGCCAAUAACAAUGGCAGCGGCAGUGGCAGCAAUUCGGGAUCUGGUAAUCCCAAAAAGUUUGACACCAUCAAAAUACAAUAUGAUUCUGCGUUGAUGGAACUUAAAACACUGCGGCAUCAACAUGCCGAUACAGUGCGACGUUGUGAUCAUUUAGAGAAUCAAUUGGCAUUCUAUCAGGAACAAUACAAUGCAGCUAUGAAUCAAAUAAAAAGCUCAGAACGCAAUAAAUUAACGGAUGUGGCUGCGGAAAAUGCCCGUUUGAAACAACAGAACUCUCUGCUCGAACGAAAGCUAAUACGUUUGGAAAAUGAGAGCAGCAAUACGCAAACGGAAAGAAAUGCCAAUGCGUAUUAUUGUGAUUACAAUGAGAGGGGAGUUUCGGGUGGUAGUGGAGGUGGGGGCGUUGUCAACAAAUGCGAUGGCACCUGCCCCGAAACGGAAAAACUAAGCGAGGAACUGAUACUUAGUAAGGAGAGAAAUAAUGAUCUUAUGAACGAAAAGGAAAAGUACAAGAAGAGUUUCAAUGCUGUUCUCAUGGACUUGGAGAAGGAGCGCAAGUUCUAUCGUGACUCCAGAGAUCAAUUCAACAUGCAGCGCGAACAAUUUCAAUUGCAACGCGAGGUAAUGGAGAAGGAAAAUCAAAAGCUGAAGAGUCUGCUUGCCAGCGAGACCGAUAAGAAUCUUAUGAUUAGCAUGCAGAAAAGCCGCAUUGAGGAGGAGCUAAAUCAGCUGCUCUCGGAGAAAGAUAAUGUGCUGCAAGAGCAUCAGAAAAUGUCGGACGACUUGGCAGCAGCCAAUAAGGAUUUGGAGCAAUAUAAAAAGGAUGAGAUUAUGUAUAAGAAUGAACUUAAGAUACUGCAGCAGAAGCGGGAUUUGUUGAAGUCUCGUGAAAGUACUUGGUCCAAAGAAUUCUCGGACAGCAAGGAUGACUUCAAGGAGAUUGAGAAGCUGCGCAAAAGUCUAGAGAAGGCGCAUGCCGAAGUAGAGCGCGCCGCCCAAGAUACGGAGGAGGCCAAACGUGUACGCGACUGGGCCAUAUCACAGCGAGAGAAGAUUGUACAGGAGCGGGACUCAGUGAAGACAUUAUGUGAUAAUCUGCGCAAGGAGAGGGAUAAGGCGAUUUCCGAUUUACUCUCGGCCAUUAGGGACAGUGAGAAAAUCAAGAAACAAAAGGAUGAAGCUCAGCGAAAAAUUGAUGUGCUCAAGGAACAAUUGGAGCAGAACCAGAACAAUGAUUCUUCGUCACGACGCAGUUUCCGCAUGAGCACCUACGAGGCCGAGGACAUUUUGGAAAUAGAACUGACCAACUAUCAUGCGGAUUGUGAAAUCGGCCUCAUAUUGGACGACAGCAAUCAAAGGCAUUUGGUGUGUGGGGUGACAAAUGUCUCUCCCGCCUUUGGAAAGCUGAAAAUCAAUGAUGUCAUUGUAAAAGUAAACAACUUGGACUGCCAAAACCUCACCAAGCGCAUGCUGAUCGAUGAAAUCCGGGGCUCUGCGCCCAGGUGUAACUUAUUGGUGUCGCGCACACGUCAAAGUAAGAGACACUUCUAUACGGUGCAUUUGAAUCUUCAACAAAAUCCUAACCAUGGCCUCCACCUGGACACAGGUGUUUUUAUUUCGAAAAUCGAACCAAAUUCAGUGGCUGCCUUCGAACCAGAGUUGGAAGCUGGCGAUCGUAUUCUGUCCAUAAACAAUAAAUCCAUGGAUGGCAUACAAUCGCUGGAGGAUGUGAUUGCCAUAUUGAAUGACGAUCGCAAUGAAUCCAUAGCAAUAUUUGCUCUAAAAAAUGUGCAAGACCCCGGAAUUUCGGACUCCCAACGACGCAUGACGACUUCGGCCGCACAAACAGACUCUAUAGACUCCAUGCAUCGGGUUACUGGCACCAAGCAUCCUUCGAAAAUAGCCGAAAUGCUUAGUAAGUUCAGGGAAAAAAUACACAUCUCCAAGCCGGGCUCAGAUGGAGGUGAUCAUUUUGCUCAAGAACACGAUGCCUUGGCGGCACUCGAUUCAGUAUUAAGUGAGAACUCAUCGGAAAAGAGUAAGGAAAAUCUCUUCAAGCGCAACAAAUCGAAGAAAAAAGAAAAGGAGGCUGCUGCCAAAAGUAUGGGCACAUGGCCAAGAACUAAUAUACUGCAAGCAUCACAGGACAAUCCGACUGGCACCAUAGUUCAGCGUGAGAAAAAACGCGCCCCACUUUCGCUAUUCACAGCAGGACCCAUCAAUGUGGACAAAGAGGAUGACCGUGUAGAUUCCGAUGAGGCUCCUCCCCCUCUGCCGCCAAUGCACAAUAAACCGCAGGCGCACAUUAGAAAUGGGCUAGGCUCUAAUGUUAAACACAAUCCUAACCGCAACUCCAAUCCCAUACCUAGUUCAGUGCUUUUUCAAAAUCCUAACACUUCCGGAAAUGGCAACAAUUAUGCCGUCAACAAUUAUAUGAGACAUUCAGUGUAUGCAACCCCAUCUAGCAUGGAACCAGAGCCGUUGGUUAUGGAACAAUCCAAACCACUGCAGAGACCAAAUCCCAUAAUGGGCGCCGCUCUGCCCAAUAUGCGGCCAAAACAGACGGAUAAAUAUGGCAAUCCCAGAUUACAAAACCACAACCAUCAAAAUCGUUACUCGCUGAAUAUAACGCCGACGGAACUGUACAAGACCACAGGACAACAGGCCCAGCAGCAGGUGAUCAAUAACGGGGUUCAACAGUUCUCCCAGCAACAGCAAAUGUCUAUGGGGGGAGCUGAUGUGAUAUCUCGCAAACAUCAUUUGUUCGAUAUGUUCCAUAAUAAUCCUAGUAUAGUAACGAACAACAAACAGUCGGGUACACCGCACCCAGGUUUGUUUAUUCCUCUGCAGCCUCCUCCGCACUCUACAAAUUUCAUUAGAUCUAAUUCAUCAAAUCAACAGCAACAACAAAACUCAUUGGAUAUGAUAUCACUAAAAUCUCAGAAUUCUAUAGAUUCGAUAUUGUCGACAAAAAGUCCACCUAUAAGUGAAUAUCCUGUGCUUGCCAACUACCCCAAAAGGGGUAUACCAAUGCCUCAAUCGGCGCCGGGUUCUGCAACGAAAAAUGUGUCCAAGUAUCCCAGUGACAGUGAGAGUAUUGCCUCUGGCAUAGCCGGCGGAGGAGCUGGGCUUUUCCACACCUCCACUAAUAAUGGGCCACAUUCGCGACACAUGCCGCUAUUUCCCUCCUUUACACAGUCCACGCAUUCGCCAAUGAGACCUAUACGUCACUCUAGUCCUUUAACCUUGCCCUCGCCGCCUCCAUUGCUUACACCGGGUGGUGGUUCCUCGGUGAAUUCGCAUCCUCAUCAUUUAGUGGACUCUUCGAUAGGUAUACCCACAUCGUCGGUGGAUAAGUUCGAACUGGACUAUAUGCAGCAGCAACACCAGCAACAGCAACAUCAUCAACAAGCUCAUCCUCAUUACCUAAAUGACUACCCGCCAAAUAUCCCCUCACAUCCAGGCUACCACCAUCCCUCACCUGUUAGUGGCGGCGGCGGUGGGGGUUUGCCGGGUUCCGGUGGGCAGGGUGUCAUCUAUGAGGGUGGCACUUUUCCUCGCAAGAAAGAUCAUCAACGUUUGCGUAUACCCUCGAAUCCAAGCGUAGCUAGUAAAAACAGUGGUGUCAAAAAUAGUUCCGGCUCCAUUGACCAUCACUAUACAUCCGCCAACACGCCCACUUCGCUGAUGACCUCCUCAAUGUCACCCUAUGGCGGCGGCAGUGGUGUUGUCAAUCAUCAUCAUCAUCACACGGCCCUAACCAAUGUCGCCGCGAAUGGCGGCAACAGUGGCCGUGGUUCGCCCAUGCCUCAGGUUCACGUCGAAGUUCUGUCACACGGCGGCAGCAAGCGCAACUCGAAUGUGCCGUCGGAUUUUUUAUGCCCUGGAGAUCUUAGAAGAGUCACGAUUGAAAAGAGCGACAAAUCGCUCGGUAUUACAAUUCAAUGUAAUAACAAUGGAGGUGGUAUUUUUGUAUCAACUGUAGCCGACAAAAGUAUUGCCACUCGUGCUGGUCUUCAGGUGGGCGAUCAACUCUUAGAGGUAUGCGGAUUGAAUAUGCGCUCGGCUACAAAUGACAUAGCAGCUAAUGUGUUGCGUCAAUGUGGUAAUUCCAUAACCAUGUUGGUCCAAUACAAUCCAGAAAAAUUUCACUCAGCUGAAUAUGAAGGCACUCACAAUUUAGAACCUGAAUCUCCGGUAAAUCAUUCGGGCUCACCCACUCCACGCAACUCCCCCAGACCACCGCUGCGUCCCAUGAUGGCUUCACUACCCCCCAUGCCCAUUGUUACAAACCCUAAUGUAAUGACACAAAGUGCAAUAAUGCCCCAAUCUUCGUCGCUUAUAUCUCAAAAUUCAAUAAAAGAUCAAAGCUUUGCCGAUAGUUUGGAAAAUCAAUCGGACAUAAGUUCAAGUCAAGAUAUACCCUCAUCAAAUGCCACCACAACAACGACAGCUUCAACAACCUCAACACUGCCGUAUGAGGAAGAGCCCCGUUAUGUAACACUGCACAUGGAUAAAUCAAAGAAUCCCGGCAUAAAACUCUUUGGCGGCAAUAAAGUUGGAAUUUUCGUGCAUGAUGUGCAUGCAGGUUCACCCUCGGAUCAUGCUGGCGUACGUAAGGGAGAUCAAAUUCUCGAGUAUAAUGGUGUGGAUCUCAGAUGUGUGACUGCCGAGCAGGCUGCCAAUGAGAUCUCGAAACUGACAGAUACUGUAACAAUGUUGGUGCAAAACAAAUUGAAAAAAUUGAAACAAAUUAAAGAUAAAUCGGGUGAUUCGUUCUACAUACGUGUUGGCUUUGAUAGGACUGGUGACUUGAAUGAGGGAGAUUUGCGUUUUGUUAAAGACGAAGUUCUGUAUGUGGACAAUACGGUGUUCAAUGGAACCUUUGGCUUAUGGCGUGCUUGGAAAUUGGACUCGAAAGGCUAUCGUAAGGAAUGUGGAAUAAUACCAUCUCAGAUGAAAGUUGAGGAAGAAAUUCGCACUGCCGAAGUUGUGGAGUGUGAGGGUGGCAGCACAGCUCGUCGUGGUAGUACAUCAACACGUCGCUCGUUUUUUCGUCGAAAAAAACAUCAGCGUAGUUCCUCCAGAGAUUCCACGGAAAUCGCUAGUUUCAGUAAUACCCAAUUGAGUUACUUUCCUGAUUCAGGCAUCCUCAAUGAUGAUGGUGGCAUUUUGAGCUAUCAACGUGUUGAACGUUUGGAUUCUCCCGUGCGACGUCCGGUUUUAAUCAUAGGCCCUCUAUCUGAAUGUGUUAUGGAACGCCUUACAAUUGAUUUUUCAAACCUUUUUAAGUUUUGCGAUGUUACCGUCAUGGAUUGCUCUCAGGAGGCCAUGGAGGAGGGCUUGCAACAAAAUAUAUUCGUUGAUUAUCGACGACGUGGCAAUAAAUUCGAAUGCACCACCAUUGAAACCAUUAAUAACGCUUGCAAAAAUGAUCGUCGGCAUUGUAUACUUGAUAUAUCAAUAUCAGCAGUAGAACGCUUACAACGUUUACAAAUCUAUCCGAUUGUUUUACUAUUACGUUUUAAGUCUGCCAAACAGAUUCGUGAGAUACGUGAUUUUGGAACUGAUAAAAUUUCAGCCAAGGCAGCAAAGGAGAUGUAUGAACGGGCACUUAAGCUUGAAAGUGAUUAUAAACAAUAUAUCUCUGCCGUUAUACCUGGUGUUAGCAUUAAACACAUGUGUACUCAAAUCAAGGAUGCCGUUGACAAGGAACAAGAUAAAAUCUUGUGGGUGCCCGUUUCCAAUAAUUAGGCCUAUUUGAGAGAACUUGGAUCUGGUGGUCGUGGAAAUUUCAAAUCUUUUUGUUGUUUGUUUCUAUUUCAAAUCACAAACACACUGACGCACAUAAAAUUUUGUAUUGUAAUUUAUAGGAUAAUUGAAAAAAAAAAAAGAUUUUUCUUUCUUUUGGUUUUAAUUCUUAACCAAGUGCACACAUACACGCAAUCAAUUUUAAGUAUUUUUCUUCAGUAAGAAAACUUUAAAAAGUUUCAAUGUAUUUAUGUUUUUGUAUUGUCCGAAUUAUGUUGUUUUUUUUUUUUGUUUCUUUCUUCUAAACUAACAUAAAGUAUUCUUUUUUUGUGUUUUUAGUUGUAUUAUAUUUUAAUUGCUACUAUUAUAUGCCGUAAUGUAAUGUAAUGUCUCUUUAUUUUUUUCAAACUAAGCGCUUUAACUGAAAAGUAUUUUCAUUUAAAAGUAAUUAUUAUUAUUAAAAAAAAACUAUUUUUGUUUGUUCUUUAAGUUGAUUGUUCUUUUUUUUGUGUAAUUUAAUGUUUUUAUUUUUUUUUGUCAAAAAUUUGCUUAUAUUUCAGUUGUGUUUUCUGUUGCUUAGCGAAUUCCUCGUGUUACUUGUUUAAAAUCCAAUAUUUGCCUUAAACUCUGAUGAUGACUUAUGUAAACAAAGUGCCUUCUUUUAUAUAUGAAAAAAAAAAACAAUUUUUAUUAUAUACAACAGGAAACCAUCAUGCAUAUAUUGAUGUGUACAUGCCUACUCCUCACAUAUUUACCCAUUUCAAUAUACCUACAUAUAUGCCCAUGAUUAUAUUAAAACAAUUCAAAAUUGUUAAAACAUACAUAUAUGGAAUUUUUGUCACUAGAUAAUGUUUUUUUUUUACGUAAAUAUUUAUAUACAUUUGUAUUUGUUUAUUAUAUUUUCUUCUAAAGUUUAUAUAUAUAUAUAUAAAUUAUCAUUUUUAUUUCGGGUACAGGGUUUUAUUUUAAACAAUUUACAACAAAUUACUGGAACGACGAGGACAAAUAAUUGAAAAUUGUGUGUUUUUUUCUUUUUUAAUUAUAUAGAGACAUACACAAUGAAAUAAACUAAUAUUUAUAUUAUUAUUAUUCUAUAUACAUACAA
Stomoxys calcitrans (stable fly) is the source of this 8350-nucleotide messenger RNA. RefSeq names its product disks large homolog 5 (gene Dlg5). Bases 1345 to 7248 code for a protein of 1967 amino acids. NCBI's taxonomy places the organism in Eukaryota, Metazoa, Arthropoda, Insecta, Diptera, Muscidae. Gene Ontology annotation, molecular function: protein binding. The record is from RefSeq and is a predicted model, not a curated record. The transcript has 9 exons.